AUGAGCUGGUGCAGGGGCAUCAAGGGGCCGCACACGUCUUGCAGCAGCUGUGGCUUGCCCUCGGGCAUACACGUCAGUGAAAACGCGGUAAAGAAGCUCAACUUCACCAGAUUCACCACGGCGCGCUUGCACUCCUCGUGCGUGUACGGGACAACCUUCGCCGCCUCGUCCCCCGGCACGAGCACCUUGCAGGGACACUUGGGGCAGUGCUUCGCCGGCAGGCGCAGCUGCCAUGACCUUGGAUUUCCUCCCCGAUGGAAAAACGAUCGUGAGCCAUCCCCUGCACGGCAGCAAUGCAAGCCGUCCUAG
Molecule: messenger RNA, 309 nt
Organism: Trypanosoma conorhini
Lineage: Eukaryota; Euglenozoa; Kinetoplastea; Trypanosomatida; Trypanosomatidae
Exons: 1
Coding region: 1-309 (102 amino acids)
Source: RefSeq, a predicted model, not a curated record